This is a messenger RNA of Pocillopora damicornis (cauliflower coral), 1282 nucleotides long. Its product is annotated as phospholipid phosphatase 3. The record is from RefSeq and is a predicted model, not a curated record. Lineage: Eukaryota; Metazoa; Cnidaria; Anthozoa; Scleractinia; Pocilloporidae. Gene Ontology annotation, cellular component: plasma membrane. Gene Ontology annotation, biological process: phospholipid metabolic process; signal transduction; phospholipid dephosphorylation. Gene Ontology annotation, molecular function: phosphatidate phosphatase activity.
AUGGCUCGUGACUCUAAAACCAUCAAUGUCGCCUUUGAUUUCUUAUGUUUUAUUUUAGUACUAAUUGAUUAUUUGGUGACGAAGACUUUGGUGUAUGGUACAACUGAUAAGCUAUACCCGAUUAAACAGGGAUUCUUCUGUGAGGACAAAAGUAUUCAGCUGCCGUUUAAGGAACCUUGGAUGGACUACGCAGGUCUCUGUGCGCUGACUUAUAUUGUUCCCAUAGUUUUGAUUCUGAUAGUUGAGUCCUGUAACAACUGGAAACGAUCCGGAGAAAUCGAUGAAGAGGAGGAAGAAUCCUUUGGGCCAAUCACCAUAAAGCCCUGGAUUGUCAGCACGAUUGCCUUGAUAUUUGUCUUCGUGUUUGGCGGAUUUCUGAAUGAAAUCAUCACCGACCUCGCCAAGAUAAGUGUGGGUCGCCUUAGACCCAACUUCAGGGAUGUGUGCCGGGCCAACUUGACUCAAAUUGAUUGUCAGCAAGGAUACAUCUCUGAUGGGAUGUGCACUGGGGACGAGUAUAACGUCAAAAUGGCCAGGAUGUCUUUCCCAUCCGGCCAAUCUUCUUUGACCAUGUAUGCCAUGUUGUAUCUUGCGUUUUAUAUCCAGUCAGCUGUGAAGACAGAAACGAAGCUGAUUAAGCCAUUGCUCCAGAUCGUGGUCGUGUCUCUGGCGCUCUUCCUGGGACUGAGCCGAAUCGCUGAAAAUGCUCAUUUCUUGAGUGAUGUUGUUGCUGGUUUCGUGCUUGGAGCCAUCAUUGCCUGGCUUAUGACUUUCAAGGUGCUGAAGUUGUUCGCCAUUCGAAUCCAUAAGCCUAAAGUUUACACUUUGUUACCACAGCAGUCGACGCAGAUCUCAACUGAGGACUAAGGAACUGACAAGGACUCACGAAAACGGAAUACCAGAUACUUUUGUAUUAUUUAAAUAACCCUCAACACCCUCACAUCCGUAUGAAUACUGCACCUUAAACGUUUUCUGUGCCACUUACAAGGAGAAUUUGCUUGACUAUCACGAGUGUCUUUAGUUUCCGAUCAUUUCCACAUUAUCAUAUAUUAUUGUUAUUAUUAUCAUCAUUAUUACCUUAAUUUUUGAUGCAGAAGUGAUACUGUGAGGAUAAAUCAGAUCCCAGUCUUCAGCCAAAACAUCUCUUGUAUCUUUAGCUCUAAUUAUUUGGUGUCAAGUCAAGUAAUACAAAUACUCAGAAACAAAACUUUCACUAGAAAGUGUCUAUUGAAAAUUAGGAUUCAGUACAAUAUUAUUCUAAGUGAAAAGUUUACGAGAGCCG